This is a messenger RNA of Paramacrobiotus metropolitanus, 1501 nucleotides long. Its product is annotated as serine/threonine-protein kinase Nek2-like. Bases 178 to 1308 code for a protein of 376 amino acids. Gene Ontology annotation, cellular component: cytoplasm. The record is from RefSeq and is a predicted model, not a curated record. Gene Ontology annotation, molecular function: ATP binding; protein serine/threonine kinase activity. Gene Ontology annotation, biological process: protein phosphorylation. Lineage: Eukaryota; Metazoa; Tardigrada; Eutardigrada; Parachela; Macrobiotidae. The transcript is spliced from 2 exons.
UCUGAUAAGUAUGAUAUCGCUUGUGAAUGUACGUAGUCAUACUGAGUUCUUUGUGGAAGAUAUACUUGUCGUGCGUUUCUGUGCAUAUAAAUAAAUACUCUCGCACCGAUUAUUCUGCUUCUGAUCAGUUAGGUGUUAACGAAGAUUAUAACUGUUGAGCAUUGGUUUAUUUCAAAAAUGGAAGUAAUUCCUAUCGAGCCAGUAUCAUAUGGAAAAACCUGUCGGUAUCAAAUUGCAGAGGGUGAACAUAUCGCUCAGGGUUCUUUCGGUUACGUUUACGCUGCGACAAUUACCGAGUAUGGAGACUAUGUGGGUGCGCCGACUGUAACCGUUAAAGUGGCUCAUCUCAAGAAGAAUAUAUUUACGGCUGAACAGUCCAGGCAAAAACUGGUCCGUCGUUAUGAGACAUUAGUCAACAUCCAUCACGACCACAUUGCCGCUUAUCAUCAGAUUUCUAUUGACCUCACCAAACCCGGUCCGGAUUGUACGGUGCAUCUGAUGAUGGACUAUUACGCCAGUGGAGACUUGGCUGGCCUUUUAGCGGAGUUCCAAAAACAUAAUCAGCUGCGACGCAAUCCACCACAUGAACAUUUUGACGCUUCUUCGUUAAUGCAGUUAGACGUGGAAACAGCCGCGGCAUGCAUGUCACAGAUCGCGAACGGACUGGGCUUUCUGCAUCAAAACAACAUCGUUCAUGGCGACCUCAAGCCCGGAAACAUAUUUAUCCGCCUCAUACAGGGUAACGAGGCGGUUAGGGAAGUACUGGUAAUCGGUGAUCUGGAUGAUUUCAUCCAAAUCGAACAUAGCAGCGCAGGCACCGCGCACCUGCACGGUAGCUUCCGUUACAUGUCGCCGGAAAUGUGCGGGAAGUACCUGCGAGAUCCUCCCACGGAAGUGGGCAUGAAGACGGAUAUCUGGAGUCUGGGAUGUAUUAUGCUGGAAAUGGUUAACUGCAUGAUGGAGGAACUGUGGAUGUUUGAUGUUGACAAAGGCAACAAGAAGAGGGGCGAUAAUGUCGAUGCUGAAAGUUUCAUCAGGCUGGUCGAGGCGGGGUUUGUUCUGCUGGAACCGAAGCACACUCCAGCCGGGAUCGCCGAAGCCAUUCGCCGUUGUCUGUGGUAUGACAGCGAAACGAGGGCCACCGCUGAAGAACUACUUCCAUUGUUGCGCUCCCCCCGAUCUAAAGCGGUUAAAUCGGAAGAGCGGAGACGCCGGAGAGGUCCGUGCUAUCAAGUACUAGCAGCUGUGGCGGGCUUGGUAACUUUUAUUGCAAGCUGUUACAAGCUUUGGAAGUAUUUUAACGAAUAGGGGCGAUGAUCUAGAAAACCCAAAACGAUCCUUAUGAUUUUUAUUUAUGUUCAUUUACUCUUUUGUUGAAUUCGUUGAGCAUAAGUCGGGAACUGCAACAACUGCGACCAACAGGAAGUUCAUCGACAAUUCUGCAUCAAACAUGCCGUGAAAAUUCAUCAAGAUUUUUACCGGCCGGUGGUCGAUUGCUCAA